Molecule: messenger RNA, 1923 nt
Organism: Dacryopinax primogenitus
Lineage: Eukaryota; Fungi; Basidiomycota; Dacrymycetes; Dacrymycetales; Dacrymycetaceae
Exons: 4
Coding region: 1-1743 (580 amino acids)
Biological process (GO): vacuole fusion, non-autophagic
Cellular component (GO): fungal-type vacuole membrane
Molecular function (GO): phospholipid binding
Source: RefSeq, a predicted model, not a curated record
AUGUCCAUCCCCCGCCCUUCCCUCUCCACUUCCUAUGGACGACCACCAUCCCCCACCUUAUCCCACAGAUCACAGUCUACCGUAUCUGUAGCAGCAGACUUCGCAGGCGCACCAUCCCGCAUCAUUAGCAAGAAAGGCCUGCGCGCCAGUUUAGCGGCGUACGAUGAGCUUAUCACCGCAGGAAGAGCAUACCGACUCUCCCUAGCCCAGAUAUCAAAAGCACGGGAAUCGUUUGCACUCGCAAUCGAGCGCUGCGCCCGGCUAAAAGGAGUAUCGGACGAGUCCUCAGGUUUCCUAGCUGCUUCAGGGCUGCACUAUCUCAUCGCCAACCAGGAGCAGGUCCUCGGGGACACGAUGCUGAAGAUGUUCGAGGAACCUUUAGCGCAGGGGCUGGAAGCCUACAGAGUUAAAGUGACCGAUCGACAAAUAACCUAUGACCGGUCUCUCACCGAGCUCUCCCUCCAAAUCCGUGCUACCGAAGCUGCUAACAUCCGACACGGCCUGAAGCGACAACGUGAUCUCACAAGCUUCCGCACAGCCCUCUCUACCCUCCAAGCGCAAGUCGACGCGCUAGACAGGCUCAAAGCGGAGUACUAUACCUCCGUGCUCUCCUUCGAGGAAGAAACAUGGGAUACUGUACUCAGCAGAGUGGGGCACGUCGUCCGCAGCACACUAGACAUCUACGAACGCGUCAGUGCGAAAGGGAGCGACUUAGCACUGGAACCGAUCUUGGCACGCGAUCCGGACCCAUUUAACGCUUAUGGAGAACCGCAGGAAAAUAAGCUGUUUAGCAUCCUCACUCCUUUGGGGAUGAUAUCGCCUUCUCUUACGACGGUGGGUGGGUUUGGCCGAUCGGAAGGCGGGCGUCACGGCGUACCGGGUGGUGAGAGGCAGGCGGAGAUGGAGCCAGAAGCAGAAGGAACACCCGCAAGAGCACCACAGCCCGCAUGGGGGCACCACAGCCCUGCAGACCUAGACCGGCCGCACUGGGGAGAACCGGACUCUCCGCGGGGAUUUUAUCCCCGCCUAUCGGGGUAUUCUGCUAGCUCGGCCAUAGCGGAGGCGGACCCGCAUGCGGUCAGCGGAAAUGGGGUGCCUGGGGAGGCGGAGGGGCAGGGGGAGAGGGAGAGCCCGAGGAGGAAGGAGAAACGCUCGAGGCUGGGAAGGAUUGACGAGCAGUUCGAACGGGGGCGGAAAGGCCCGGAGCUCGCGGAGGCGGGAGAGAGCACAAGUACGCCGACGCCGAUGCCUGCGUCUACGUCCGCACGAGCGACUGGCGUCCCUGGCAGCAGAACACCAGUCAGUGGCGCUGAGCUCGAUGCGCGCGACCAGCUGGUUGGCAAGGGGAUUAGAGAGGGUGCGGAGAGUGCUGAGCCUGAGGGAUCAACAACCACAGAGGCGAUAGCGACUGAGGAUUUAGAUUCACCACAAGCGGCGUCCCCUUCGGCACAGGAAUCAACCACAGUGCCAGAACCACUUCCUUCAACGCGCGACGCUGCAAGACCAGCUACUAAUCCCUAUUUUCCCGAUCUGGACAGUCUGAGGGACGUAGGGGAGUUGGAGGCCGUCCCCGUUGAUGGUAAUCCAAAGCCCGGACGAGGAGCACAGGCACCAGGGGUAGGAGAGGGGGAAGGCGACAAGGCGGUCGAUGCAGGAGAUAAGGCAGAGGAGUUGGGAGAAGAGCGCCUGAUGGAAGAACCUGCCCCUUGGGAAGGGAACGACGCGAGGGCAGACGGCCAAUAAUCGACGGGUUGAGAGGUGAAUGGAUUGCGACUCCUUUUCAUCUGUAUAUAGCUACAAUAUCGGACGCUGCGAUCCCUGUCUCCACCUCCCAUUCGGGCCGGUGCUGAGCUCCUUCCUAUCUAUCCUGUCUUCUGUCUCCUCCUUCUAUUCGGAUUAUGGGGCUUCGGUCGGUCAAUUAUC